AUGCAGGCCAUCCGUGGCUAUUGGACACCAGUGUCCGAUCCAAGCAACGCGAGCAACUCCCUUGUUGUAACGAGGGUAUCCGGGUCCACGGCGCAGUUUGUCUUUCAGGGGAGCUCGCUGGAGGUUUGGGGGGCGCAAAUAAAACCAAUUGAGGGUCCCAAUGACGGCUCCUCGUACACCAUCGACGGAGACAAGGCCACAGUUACGAAUUUUCAAGAUCUCUCGAAUAUCAACGACGGGAUUCUUCACAACUGGACUGGUAGUGACGGAACGCAUACACUCACCAUAGAAAACGACGGUGCGACCCUCGGCAUCGACUUCUUCAGGAUCGGUAGUCCUACAGUCACUUCUCCAGACUCGGAAUCAUCGACAGCCUUUUCGUCCUCUCAAUCUGGAGCCCAAACAACAGUAACCAGCACGAGUCUGACAACAUCGUCUAUGCCGAUCAUUUCAGCUACUAGCUCUCUUGUGUCGUCGUCACUCUCCGAUGGGUCUUCUCCAAGCGAUACCGCAACAUAUUCCUCAUCAUCUCUAUCAUCGGAAGGUGCUACCGCCACAUCUUCCCCCACACCACUCACACUCAGUACCCCGUCGAAUACCGGUUUUCCGGUCUCCGGCGGCAGCACCAACGGCAACCACGCGCCGCCCGCCUCCAGCUCAAGCAGCGGCACCAAUGGCACAUCGGGCGGCCUCAGCAAGAACGGCGGGCUAUCCGCGGGGGCUAUCGCAGGCAUCGUGAUCGGUCUACUGCUGCUGCUCCUGCUCGGCGCGCUCUGGCUCGUGCGCAGGCGGAGACGAGCGCAGACACGGAGCGCGCUCCACCGAUUCGAACCGCGCGCCUUCGUCACCACCUCGCCACAGCCCCACGCCGCGCCGUCGCCGGAUCCACUGCCGCCGCCGCUCUCGGAGAAGGCAGAGAAGCACCUCUCGAUGGCGCCGAGCGCGGUCACCACGCUCCCGCCGUACGGGUACACGUACGGGUCGUACGGGGCCGCGAGCGACUUCGAGCCGUCGGAGUACGACCCGUACACCGGCAUGGGCGACCCCGCGCCCGCGUUCGCACCCGUUGCGGCACCGGCCCAUCCUCCCUUGGGGCACGGGGAGACACUGUCACCUCUGCGGCGGCAGUCGGAGGACUUCGCGGGCUUGAACCACGAGUUCUAG
Molecule: messenger RNA, 1164 nt
Organism: Epithele typhae
Lineage: Eukaryota; Fungi; Basidiomycota; Agaricomycetes; Polyporales; Epitheliaceae
Exons: 4
Coding region: 1-1164 (387 amino acids)
Source: RefSeq, a predicted model, not a curated record